UUGGCCACAGACAGUCCAACAGCCACUCAAUCCCAGCGCUCUUUGUGCGUGAGAGCUCACACACUCUCUCACAUAUGCAUCUCUCCGAUCAAAGUGUGUGAAACCACAAGGAUACAGACUAAGACUUGGAAAAUGAACCUCUUCUGUUUCACUCUGGAUGGCUCUACAGACAGCCUGUACGAGCUGGCCCAGAUUGGCCAGAACACUCAAGAUUUAUUACCCAGAAGGCUGCCUAGUCCCAACUCUGUGAAGAACGUUAGUGUGUGGAGUGGAUCUAAGCCCUGCAUCGCCAUGAAGCUUCCAGAGACUCACACAAGUAAGACUCAAGAAAGUAAGAUUUUGGAAAAGGCAAAGAGAAAGUCCCAAUUACUAUCCACAUCAGAAGACGAGACGACAGAUCAUACAGAGUCGGAUGCCCACUGGCCAUCCACAAGGAAAAAAGAUGGCUUGGUACACAGCAAGAACCAUUCGAACACAGAGACGGUCAAAGAUCACCACCGGUCAAAACUCAGUAGAGAAGAGAAAGAAGAGCGGAUGAAUUCAGAGAAGACAGUUAAAAAUCCUUCCGUCCAGGGUGUGAAUUUUGAAGCCUGGAAUCCCAAUAGAGAAAACUCUGAAUGCAGACAGCAAGACUUGACCAGGAGGUCAGAGAGUGAGGAUGAGGCGCAAGGGACGCUGAAGAAAAUCCAGAAACUGGUGGGAGGGAAAAAGGGGGGUCAAAGUGCCUCAGAGGAGUCGAGAAACAACACAGAACCUGGUGAAUCCAAUGGCAAAGGCCACAGUCCUGUCAUAACCUGCAUCAAUCUGACCAAAACAGCUGAGAAGAAGCACACAAGGCAAUCCCAGCAGCCCCUGCAGGAUAAAGACGUUGAUACAGCAGAAACAGAGGCUUCUUGGAGUCCAGGGCUCUUUCAGGAGUACUGGAGCCCCGUGGUGUAUUCUCCAGUGUGGGACACGUCCACACACACCUGCCACAGGUCAUCAGCCGAACAGGUCAUGUACAACUUCAACUUCACCCUCCCCAGAGACACGGACUGGGAGAAAUACGAGGAGCUCUUCCACCGACUGGACCCCUACAAACGAGACCAGCAAGACAGGUGGAUCACCCACUCCGUCAUGGACCUGGACACGCCGGACCCUCUGCGUUCCACCAGCUUUGGGAUUUUCGACAGACAGCAGCCCACCCAGGUCAAGGCAGAAGAGAAGGUAGAAAGUAUGCCUGUGGAAGCAGCUGAGGCGGAUCCCAGUAAAUCAGGAGGUCUCGGGAAGAAGAUGAAGAACAUCUCACUGACCAUGCGUAAAAAGAUGGGCAGGAAAUACACUAAAGCCCUGUCAGAGGAAAUGGGCGAGGAGAACGAAGCUGCGGCGGCUGAAGUCGUGGACGGCACGUUGGCCAAAGGCUGCAACCACUCCAGUAACUCGGUAGAGAGUCUGUUCAGUUUGCACAGCGGCCAGAGUUCAUCUAGUGGUGUGACAAGCGGCUCUGAGGGUUGUAGUAACAGGGACAGCCUUCGUUUAGAAGAAGAUGUGCCCUACACGGGCCAGUUCUGUGGAAGAGCCAAGGUCCACACCGACUUCGUUCCCAGUCCAUAUGACACAGAGUCUCUCAAACUCAAGGUGGGAGAUGUGAUUGAUAUCAUCAGCAAACCUGCAAUGGGAAUCUGGACUGGGAUGUUGAACGGUAAAAUAGGAAACUUUAAGUUCAUCUACGUCGACGUGCUGGUGGAAGAAAGCGCGCCAGAACCGAGGAUUCGCUCUCACCGGAGCAGCAGAAGACCUCGACCCAAAACUCUUCAGGAACUUCUGGAAAGACUCAAUUUGGAGGAGCACAUUUCAUCUUUGCUCUUGAAUGGGUAUCAGACAGUGGAAGAUCUUCGGGAUUUGAAGGAGCAGCAUCUCGUAGAGCUCAAUGUGACCGACCCUGAACACAGACACCGGCUGCUAUUGGCGGCAGAAUACCUGCAGGACGCUGAAUAUAAUAAUCAGAGCCACGGAGAGAAAGAUGAAGAGCCCAAAGCUCCCUCUGAACAAGUCAAAGCCGGACUAAACGUCUGUCCCAGAGACUCGGGCUGUUACAUCGGAUCUGACUGUUCAGACAACAGUAAAGAGGACACAGAGACCCAGCCGGCCCCUCUCAGCCCACCUGCAACCCAAGCAUAACCACAGCCCUGCAUAAUGCUGUUCAUCUCGUCCUCGCCUGCCUCUGGUUGGUGCAAAGACUGUUAGCUGCCGGCCACAACCUUUUUGACUGUGUAAAGCAGCCUUUGUGUUUCAGAGCUGUUGCAUUAAGGUGUCUCUGACGACACUGGAGUCAUGGACACUGUGAGAAGUAGUUACAGAUAUGAAAGAUGACAUGUAAAUAUACUGUAAAUAUGGUGAAAGUGGUGAAGCUUUGCUCUUGUAAACCGUUUCAGCUUUGCCUUGCAGAUGCUAGACAAAACGACAAACUAUUGAGAUUACAAAUGCAUUAUUUUCAUGCAAUAAAAAGAUAUCUUUAUAUCGUACUAAUUUCAUUUGUUACAUAUGUCAGUCAUAUUAAUAUAGCGAUAUUUACUGGUACAGAUGGGGCUUAUGUCAGUGGCUUCCUGAAACUAAAAGUGAUGAGAUCGGUAACACUCGGUAAUAACGUGCUGCCAUCUAGUGUGAGUACUUACUAACUACUGCCAUAAACAAUAAGCAAACUCCAUCUUUUACAUGAAAGAUGCGAAUGUAACUCAAAAUUGUUGAAAAACGUUUGGCAAAAUAUAAUCUUAAGUCUU
Messenger RNA from Sinocyclocheilus anshuiensis, 2759 nucleotides. Its product is annotated as SAM domain-containing protein SAMSN-1-like. NCBI's taxonomy places the organism in Eukaryota, Metazoa, Chordata, Actinopteri, Cypriniformes, Cyprinidae. Gene Ontology annotation, molecular function: protein binding. The transcript is spliced from 16 exons. Bases 133 to 2160 code for a protein of 675 amino acids. The record is from RefSeq and is a predicted model, not a curated record.